Molecule: messenger RNA, 1551 nt
Organism: Psammomys obesus (fat sand rat)
Lineage: Eukaryota; Metazoa; Chordata; Mammalia; Rodentia; Muridae
Gene: Ifrd2
Product: interferon related developmental regulator 2
Exons: 12
Coding region: 153-1478 (441 amino acids)
Source: RefSeq, a predicted model, not a curated record
UCACGAAGAUGGUGGCGCGCGCGGCGUGUGGCUCCUGUCUUCUCCAGUCCCAGCUCAGCGCACCGGCCAGCAUUUCGCUGGUUUGGAGUCCCCGCCCUCCGGGUCCCUGACCCCGCGCCCCCUUCCCGUGUCCCCAGUUCCCGGUUCCAGGAAUGCCUCGCGCUCGUAAGGGCAAUGCGCUCCGCAAGGGCGGUCAGCGCCGUGGAGGAGGUGCCAGGAGCAGCACUCAAGCGGACUCCGGUUCCAGUGAGGAUGAAGCAGCCAGCGAGGCCCGGAGCACCACCAGUGACUGUCCCAGCCUGCUGAGCACUGCUGCAGAGGACUGCUUGGGCGGGGAAGUGGUGGAUGAGCAGAGCCAGCAGGAAAACCUGGAGGAAAAGCUGAAGGACUCCGUGGACUGCCUGACUGACAAGAGUGCCAAGACCCGGCAAGGAGCUCUGGAGAGCCUGCGCCUGGCCCUGGCCUCCCGCCUACUUCCCGACUUCUUGCUGGAGCGCAGCCUCACGCUGGCGGAUGCCCUGGAAAAGUGCCUUAAGAAAGGGAAGGGUGAAGAACAGGCCCUGGGUGCCGCUGUGCUAGGCCUGCUCUGUGUGCAGUUGGGCCCUGGACCCAAGGGCGAGGAGCUGUUCCACAGCCUGCAGCCCCUGCUGCUUUCGGUGCUCAGUGACAGUACAGCAAGCCCUGCUGCCCGGCUCCAUUGUGCUUCUGCUCUUGGCUUGGGCUGCUAUGUAGCUGCCACUGAUGUCCAGGACCUGGUCUCUUGCCUGGCCUGCUUGGAAGGUGUUUUCAGCUGGUCCUGUGGCACUAGUGGCUCCGCUGCAGCUCAGGUUUCUGCCAGCCUACAUGGUCUGCUGUGUGCUGCCCUGCAGGCCUGGGCAUUGCUGCUCACCAUCUGUCCCAGUACCCACAUCAACCAUAUCCUUGACAGGCAGCUGCCCCGGCUGCCCCAGCUCUUGUCCAGUGAAAGUGUGAAUCUUCGGAUCGCUGCCGGCGAAGCCAUCGCGCUGCUCUUUGAGCUUGCCCGGGACCUUGAGGAGGACUUUGUCUAUGAGGACAUGGAGGCUCUCUGCGGCGCUCUGCGUACCCUAGCCACUGACAGCAAUAAGUACCGUGCCAAGAUUGAUCGUCGACGCCAGCGCUCCAUUUUCCGUGCUGUGUUGCACUUUGUUGAGGGCGGUGAAUAUGAGGAGGAGACGAUCCGCUUUGGCCUGGAAGUGCUCUACAUAGACAGCUGGGCUCGCCGCCGAAUCUACACAGCCUUCAAGGAUGUGCUGGGUUCAGGCAUGCACUAUCACCUCCAGAACAAUGAGCUUCUCCGUGACAUCUUCGGCCUGGGCCCUGUGCUAGUGCUGGAUGCUGCUGCCCUGAAGGCCUGCAAGAUUUCACGUUUUGAAAAGCACCUGUACAAUGCUGCGGCCUUCAAAGCCCGGACCAAGGCCCGAAGUCGUGCAAGGGACAAGCGGGCAGACAUCUUGUAAAGCUGACUGGCCAACAAGAAGGCUACCCAUACCCUUACCAUAUUUUUAACAGAAGACAGUUCAAAAAACUGGU